CGAUGACUUAAUUGCCCCGCACACCCCGCACCUAGAUAUCCACUUUGGUGGUUCAAGCUCCUUUGAGAUCCCCACCGAAAAGUUUCCAGAUCAUCUUAUCGAUAAACUAGGUGUUUGCCUUUGUCUUGUCAGCUUAAGGUACCUAGGUACGUACCACACUCUCUCCAGGCAACUUCUCAAUUGCGACGACUUCAAACGACACCAAGGGCAAAGAAUCAGACACAUUUCAGCUCUUCUAUCCUUAGAUUCUUUUUAGAAAUAACUACUGAAGUCUACGGUUCUAGUCCAAGCAAACAUCAUGUCUUCCGAAACACAACCUAUAAACCCAGCUCGUUUCGCCGAAGCUCUUAAGGACCUACCUGCUGAGAGCCUCGCUUUAAAGGUUCUAGAGCUGCGCAACUCAAUAGCUCAUCUAGACUAUUCCAAUGCCGAACUGAAGCCUUACGCCGAAGGACGAGCCCCCACUCUAGAUCAACAAGGCGAGACUACUCAACCGGACCAAGACUGUAUCGACGCUAUCGCCGAAAACGAAGCAGUUAUCACCCGCAUGCAAGAGCGCAUCGAGCUAAUACGAGUUGAGGUAGAAGGUCGUGGCUUAAGUUGGCGGGAGUUCCAAGGGAAGGCUGAUGAGGAGACUGCUGCAACGGACGGUGGCAAUACUGAUUCUGAUCACUUGACGAACGGGGUUAAUGGAACUGGAGCAAGCGACCAAACACAACAUCCAGCAUGGCAAGAUGGUACAUUCCAAACGGGCACCAUAAGUCAGCUCGGUGCUGAAGAGCGAGAACUUUUAAGACAACUCCAGAGUCGAAUGCCGCCCGAAGAUGAGGACGACGACCCGGAGGGUGGUAUGCACUUGUAAUACGGCGUGAUACACUAGAUGGGGAAAACAAGAAUAGAAGCUUUGAGUUUCGUGUUAGCUAUUAUACAGCAAGCACCGGUGGUGUUGAGGAGUACAGGAGAAAAUGAUC
Molecule: messenger RNA, 971 nt
Organism: Hypoxylon trugodes
Lineage: Eukaryota; Fungi; Ascomycota; Sordariomycetes; Xylariales; Hypoxylaceae
Exons: 1
Coding region: 299-862 (187 amino acids)
Biological process (GO): proteasome regulatory particle assembly
Molecular function (GO): protein-macromolecule adaptor activity
Source: RefSeq, a predicted model, not a curated record